UGAGGUGUAUCCAAAGUGUGAAGAGUAUCCAGGAAGACGGCAUAGCUAAGACGCGUAGAAUGGCGUACAAUAUAUGUCUCACCUAAAAACACUCUGAGCAGGAACCCUUUGCACUUCCACAUUUCGUUGCAGAUCCUAUGGAUCUUUCUUACAACCCACGCGGAGUCACCACCAGGCGCUCCAAGCUUGGGGACUAAGGGGCCUGAGUGAAGUCUCCAGACAGCUGUCUACAGCACGCCUGAGAGGACCACAUAAUUUCAUCCGCACACGAAGCGCACAAAAGGCCACCCGAGAACACGAGGAAAUUUACAGCCUGGGAAGAAAAGGCGGGAUAAGCUUUCCUUCCCAGUCUUGCCCGCUGGAAUUCACGGCGCGCCCCUUCCAACAGGCACUACGGCGGCCGCCUUUCUCUCUUUUUUUUCUUCACCCAUCACGCACUGCAAUGCCGGCUUCCGAAGGCGGCGGUGACUGUGGAGAACCAAGCUGAGGAAAGGAGGGAGGGAGGGAAGAAAGGAGGGAGCGCGAGGGUGGAAUUCUGUUGGGAAGAGGGCGGAGCUUCAACCGUCUCGGGGGCCUCGUUCCCUCAGUCGCUCCGUCUGAGGCGUUUGUUGCUGUUUGUUGCCGCCCUCCUCUCUCUCUCCCUCUCCCCCCCCCGAUGGUCAGGAGGGGCGAGCGGACCUUACUUUCUUUCGACCGCCGCCGCCUUUCUCUCCCGUCGUCGGAAAGAUGCCGCUCUUCACUAGCAAUCCCUUCGACCAGGAUGUGGAAAAAGCAACCAGUGAAAUGAAUACUGCUGAAGAUUGGGGACCCAUCUUGGACAUUUGUGAUAAAGUGGGACAGUCACGAACAGGACCUAAGGACUGUCUUCGGUCUAUAAUGAAGAGAGUGAACCACAAGGAUCCUCAUGUUGCUAUGCAAGCAUUGACACUUCUUGGAGCAUGUGUCUCAAACUGUGGAAAAAUUUUUCAUCUAGAAGUAUGUUCAAGAGAUUUUGCUAGUGAAGUAAGCAAUGUGCUCAAUAAGGGUCAUCCAAAGGUCUGUGAAAAACUAAAAGCUCUCAUGGUGGAAUGGACAGAUGAAUUCAAGAAUGACCCACAACUUAGUCUGAUAUCUGCUAUGAUAAAAAAUCUUAAAGAACAAGGUGUUAUGUUUCCAGUUAUUGGUUCACAGCAGGCUGCAGAACAGGCAAAAGCAAGCCCAGCUCUGGUAGCUAAAGAUCCUGGAAUAGUAGCAAACAAAAAAGAGGAAGAAGAUUUAGCUAAAGCCAUUGAAUUGUCACUGAAAGAACAGAGACAACAACAAACAUCACUUUCCAGUCUUUAUCCCAGCACCUCAAGUCUCUUAACAAAUCACAAACAUGAGGGCCGGAAAGUCCGGGCAAUUUAUGACUUUGAAGCUGCUGAAGAUAAUGAACUAACAUUUAAAGCUGGAGAGCUUAUAACUGUACUUGAUGACAGUGAUCCAAACUGGUGGAAAGGUGAAACUCAUCAAGGGACAGGAUUAUUUCCUUCUAAUUUUGUAACUGCUGAUCUUACAGUUGAACCAGAAAUGAUGAAAUCUGAGAAGAAAACUGUGCAAUUUAGUGAUGAAGUUCAAGUUGAAACAAUUGAGCCAGAGCCUGAACCAGUUUAUAUUGAUGAAGAUAAAAUGGACCAACUGUUGCAGAUGUUGCAAAGCGCAGAUCCAACCGAUGAUCAGCCAGAUCUCCCAGAGCUGGUCCAUCUUGAGGCAAUGUGUCAUCAAAUGGGACCUCUAAUUGAUGAAAAGCUAGAGGACAUUGAUAGAAAACAUUCAGAAUUAUCAGAGCUUAAUGUUAAAGUGAUGGAGGCACUUUCACUAUAUACCAAACUGAUGAAUGAAGAUCCAAUGUAUUCAAUGUAUUCAAAACUACAAAACCAACAGUACUAUAUGGGCCAGUCUGGUGUUUCAGGCUCUCAGGUUUAUCCAGGACAACCUCAAAGUAAUGCAUACAUGGUGGCAGGAAGUGCUCAGAUGGGCCCUGUUCAAGGUUACAGUCUUCCUCCUGAGCAACUUCCACCUCUCAACCAAGGCACCGUUCCUCAAGCGGCAAGCUCUGGAUUACCUAGCCAGCCAGUUCAAACAUCCUAUACAAACGCAAUGGUUGGUUCUGUUCCAGGAAGUACAUAUUCUAGCCAAGCUUCAGUCUACAGCCCACCCCCAGCUGCUACUGCUGAUGUUGCUGCUUAUCAGAAUUCUGGAACUAUAUCCCAGGUGCCAAGCUAUAACUUAGUCACCUCAACCCUGCCCCAGCCACCAGGCAGCCAGCCGCAGCAACAGCCUCCACCAUCACAACAGAAUACUUACUCUCAGAAGGCACUACUAUAGGAUAUAGGACUUCUGAUUCCUAAUCUGCUCUAACCUCUGCUGAAGGCAGUUUACAAUGUUAUCAGUUUAUUCCUUAAUAUCUUAAAAGUGGGUUAUCCUCGGCUUAAUAGGAAUCUUUCUUGGUGAACAAGUAUGAUGAUUCUAUUUGCACUGACUUUUUAGGAUUUUUUUAAGUUUGCAAAGGAGUUAAAAUACGUAGGACAUUUAAUUCCUUUUAAAAUGCCUAAACAUUGGUACAAGGUUAUUUAUGUCUGCUGAAAUUGGCUAGUUUGUGAAGAGUCAACUUGGCAAACUGUUGUGGCAUAUAUGUUAUGUACAUAUAGUGUGUUUGUGUUAGUGGCUGUUUUGAAUUACUAUGGUGAUCAUGUGAAUAUAUAACAGUGUUAAAAUAAUUUACAUUACUGUUUUAUUAAUCAUGGACCAUGUUCAUGGAUUUUAUAAGAGUGUCCGUUCAGAAUUUAGGAGAAAGCUCUAACUUGCAUAUCACAAAUACUUAUGCACUAUGGAUAUGCUGUUGAAACCAAACUGUCUAAUUUUCAUUAACUGUACAUUGAAUGCAAGUGUGUCCUGCCUUCCUGUAGCCAUCGGUGCUACUAGAUGACAUUAUCUACCAAAGUUAGAGGUCUAGAACUUCAAACACUCUGCAUUCAGAAAACAGUCUGCUUUAAUGAAUAAUGGUUUCAUAAUAAUAACUUGUAAGCUGCUAAAUGUGUGGGACCAGGAAACACAUCUGAACUCUUUUAUCUAUUUUGUUUAAAUAAUGUAACUUACAUUUCCAUGCUGGUUUUUGUCACCUGAAUGCUGAAGUAUAUUCUGUGUAUAUUUGGUGGAGAGCACACCAAAAACAGAAAGGGGACACUUUGGAUGUGAGUGAAUGACAUUUUUAAACUGGAACAACACACAACAACAAAACACUACAUUUAUUAAAGGACUGUCAUUGUCAGAUCA
This is a messenger RNA of Pogona vitticeps (central bearded dragon), 3294 nucleotides long. It is a transcript of the gene STAM, whose product is annotated as signal transducing adaptor molecule. The record is from RefSeq and is a predicted model, not a curated record. NCBI's taxonomy places the organism in Eukaryota, Metazoa, Chordata, Lepidosauria, Squamata, Agamidae. Gene Ontology annotation, molecular function: ubiquitin binding; phosphatidylinositol binding. Gene Ontology annotation, biological process: protein transport to vacuole involved in ubiquitin-dependent protein catabolic process via the multivesicular body sorting pathway. Gene Ontology annotation, cellular component: ESCRT-0 complex.